This is a messenger RNA of Xylona heveae TC161, 369 nucleotides long. RefSeq lists its product as hypothetical. Lineage: Eukaryota; Fungi; Ascomycota; Xylonomycetes; Xylonales; Xylonaceae. The record is from RefSeq and is a predicted model, not a curated record. The coding region runs from base 1 to 369 and encodes 122 amino acids. The transcript has 3 exons.
AUGAAUUCCCCGCUGCCUUCUCCCCGCCAGCGUCUCUCCAUCGGCACCUCCAACACGCUCGGCCAGGACAUUUCCUCCAUUAUGAGCGAGCCUUCGCGCAUGAAGCUCCACUACUCUGUGGACGUCACCGGCACUCGGCAGCACCCGCCGCCACCGCCGCCCUCGCCCGUUGAUACCACUGCGUCGCGCUGGGCUCCUCCUCCGCCACCGGCAUCUAGCGUCAAGCGUUAUCGUUACUUUGCUUUGAUCAGGAAACAGGAGACAUUUUUUCUCAGAAAAUGGGGAGCUGGUUUUACUGGUACUGGUGCUGGUGCUGGCACGGUGUUUGUAAUGGCUUCUGGUAUUUGGUAUUUGGGAUUAGCGGGUUAG